AUGAUCAGCACUUGUGCAGUGUGUAGGAAGUGGAAGCUGGUGGGCUCAGACAAUGAUCUAUGGUGUAACCUUUUUAGAGAGAGAUGGGGAGAAGAUCAUUCUGCUUUUUAUGCUCCUAUUGGCUCAAAAUCAUGGAAAGAUGUAUAUGAGGUGCAAGAUCGUUGUGAUCGAAUUGGAGUGGGUUUGAAGAUUAUUAGAGAAGGCAGUGACUACUAUCUUGUUCACCAAGGAGAGAUACAGAGACAUCUGGGUUCAAGAAAAAAUCAGGAAAAAGAAACUGCUCAAAGCUUCCAUUCAGAAAUUGAAUUCAAUGGAGAAAGCUGUCUAGCUGAAGAGAGAUCAUGUCGUGGAAUUUUGGACAAAAUCCUUUUUUUCAUAGGAGAUUUGGAAGUUGCUUCUGCAGAAGCCAAACUGACCAUACUUUUCAAGAAACAUAAAUCAUUUACACAGCUCCCUUCGACAACAUCUGGAGCUUGGCCAAAUUUUGCCACUUGA
Messenger RNA from Vigna umbellata (rice bean), 495 nucleotides. The record is from RefSeq and is a predicted model, not a curated record. NCBI's taxonomy places the organism in Eukaryota, Viridiplantae, Streptophyta, Magnoliopsida, Fabales, Fabaceae.